UAACAGCUCGAGCUUCCCUAGGCGGUACCACUCUAUUCUCCAGAGGAAUCUUUUGUCUUUCAGGCCAUGUAUGGAAAGUUUCUUGCUUCACUGUCGUUGGAGCAUGACAAUACAAUAGUUUCCCAUUCAUAUAGUCUUUUAAAACAUACCUUGCUGCCCUGGCAUUGUCUGGCUGCCCAUUUGCAGUCAUAAAACCUCGAUUAUAUGCAUAAGCAUUUAACAAUUCCUCAGCAGUGGGGCUUCUAUCAGGAUCUUCACCUUCUAAAGGUUUAGGCAACAUAAUUCCAUAUUUAUCCUCAACGACAUGCCUUGGAAUAAGUUUGGUCACCAAGUUAACUGGCGGUACGUGAUCUCUCAUUUGAUCUAUGGGCAAAAUUCCAUUCAAAAUCAUUUCUGCUUUGGUAAAAACGAAACUGGGCAUAACUAAACCAGGGCAAUCGCAUAAUAGAAUGUCUUUGUCAAGGUAUAAAGUUUGGAAAUGUUUUGUUUUGCCUGGUGUAGCUGAAACUGAAACUUUUUUGGCUAACAUUAGGGAAUUUAUUGUGGAGCUUUUGCCUACAUUUGGGUAUCCAACUAAGCCAAUUGUAGUGAUGCCUUCAGUAACUUUAGGACCUUUAUGUAUUAUUUUAAAAAGAUCUAUCAGCUCAUCUCUAGUCAAAAUUUCUGAAGAAUUUCUAUCCAUCAAAUUGCCAACUUCCUCUCGUAAAUUUGAAUUUCCAAUUAAACAAUCAAUUUUAUUUAUAAUUGUUUCUAAAGCAUCAGCAUUUUGUUCAACUGAUUCAGCCAAAUCUGAAAUAUUUUCCUUAAUUUUGUUUAUAUCAGUUUCUUCUUCUUCUUCCUCAAUUGUUUUUUCUGAUUGUUCCAUUGCCGAAUAAAACACUGCCUUGAGGCCCAAAUUUUGAAAAUAUUCUGCCCAAUAUUGCCGUUGAGCUUCAGUUAAAAAAUCAGCCUUGUUUACUAAAAUCAGGUUUGUCUUAUUUUGUGAUACUUCUUUGACAUAUUUUUCCAAAUCUUCACAACGAAACAAUAAUGGGUUUCUUCCGUCAACUAUUUGGACUACAACGUCACUUCUUUCAACAACUCUCCACAAUUGCCUCCAAAAUUCCAAAUUCUUCUCAUAUGGGGUUAAUAAUAGUCCUUCGUCUUCUUGCAAAUUUGCCAAUGAUCGUCGCCAUUCUAGAAAACAGUCUUUUUCAUUUCUAUCUAGCUCUGAAGGUGACAUGUCUGUGGUCCACGGAGGCCUUCUAGGAAUUUUCAGUGACUCCUUGAAUUUCUCAUGGGCAUCACUGGUUUUUUUCAUUUCAUCUUCCGUCAAUAGUCCGACAUUGGAACGUGGAUUGAUGAAUCUGAUGUUUAACUUUUCAGCUUGAAAUUCAGUACCAGCUAGUUCAGCAGUGGAAAGGAAUUCUUGAAACGACGAUUCUUCAGUUACAGAUUGUAAAUUUAGUCGGCCCCAUUCGUAGCCGUCUGCUAGUUCAGUUGUGUGAAGCUAGGGAUCGAAGAUGAUUAUUAUUAAAUCAACUUAUUGGUAAUUAUUGCACAAUAACUUACCAUAGAAUUGUUGGACACCAUUUUCUUGCCUCGAUUACUUCCGAACCUGUCUUUGAUUAGGGAGCGCCCCAAAGAGGGGCCUCCUGAUUGGGCCCCUUUACUUUUUUUACCCAUGUGUUAACUGUUAAAAGACGAGACGAGCAAAAUGAACACAAAAAAAGGGUGGUUAGAAUUAAAAUUCAAGUAGGGUGACGUCACACGUUUAUUUCAUUUUCCCGAAUGCGAAAGUCUGACAACGUUGAAGUGUCAAUCAAAAUAAAUGUCAUUUUUUUUGUCAUGUGUACUGUCAAUGUCAAAAAAAAAAUGACAAAAGCCUAGAAAGCGUGUGCCCUGUUGUUGUGAUUAAAAUUAAAGAAAUAAUCCAAAUAAAAACUUAAAAGGCUUUUAAAAUAAUAGAAUAACUGUAAUAGACACUCAUUUUCAAUAUUUUCGGGCGCGUAUUCAACCGUAUUAAUUUAAAAUGAUGGAAUUUUCGCAACCACCGCCUAAUCUGGCGAUACCGCCUAAUCUAGCAAUGCCGCCUCCCAAUAUGUCGGGGCCCCCGCCGAACGUGGGGAUGCAGAUGCAACAUAAUAUGGGUGGUUUCAACCAGAACAGACAACCAUUCCGACCUUUCAUGAAACCAUUGCCAGGCCCCUUAGGAAACAUGACUCUAGAAGAUUUCGAUGGAAAACGACUCAGAAAAUCUGUCAUGAGAAAAACUGUUGACUAUAAUGCGGCGGUUAUUAAAGAACUAGAAAAUCGGAUUUGGCAAAGAGACUACAGAGACCGAAGAGUAUUACAACCAGAUUGCAUGUACACACCAGACCUUAUGCCUCCUCCGUCGUAUCAAGAUAAUCCUAUAAAUUGCGUCACUACUAGAUUUGUGAAAACUGCAACAAAUAAAAUGAGGUGCCCUAUAUUUUGUAUGGCAUGGACUCCUGAGGGUCGAAGAUUAGUUACUGGAGCUAGUUCAGGAGAAUUUACUUUGUGGAACGGAUUAACGUUUAAUUUUGAAACUAUAUUGCAAGCUCACGAUAGUCCAGUCCGAACAAUGGUUUGGAGUCACAAUGACAGUUGGAUGGUAACUGGAGAUCAUGCGGGCUACGUGAAGUACUGGCAAUCCAACAUGAACAACGUUAAAGUGUUCCAGGCACACAAAGAGGCUCUGCGCGGUAUAAGCUUCAGUCCUUCCGACAACAAGUUCGUAACGUGCUCUGACGACGGUACUCUACGGAUAUGGGACUUUCUACGGUAUCAGGAAGAGCGCAUGCUCAGAGGUCACGGUGCUGAUGUUAAAUGUGUCCAUUGGCACCCACAAAAAGGCCUUAUCGUGUCUGGCAGCAAAGACAACCAACAGCCAAUCAAAUUGUGGGAUCCUAAAACGGGCCAAUCACUUGCGACACUUCACGCCCACAAAUCCACAGUUAUGGACCUUAAAUGGAACGCCAACGGAAACUGGCUAAUAACAGCUUCCAGAGACCACCUACUGAAACUGUUCGAUCUUAGAAAUCUAAGCCAAGAAGUUCAGACUUUUAGAGGUCACAAAAAAGAGGCUUCCAGCGUGGCGUGGCAUCCAGUCCACGAAGGCCUGUUUGCCAGCGGAGGUUCAGAUGGCGCAAUUGUAUUUUGGCACGUUGGCGCUGACAAAGAAGUGGGAUCAAUAGAGCAAGCUCACGACAGUAUUGUGUGGACCUUAGCCUGGCAUCCUUUGGGGCAUAUAUUGUGUUCUGGGUCCAAUGAUCAUACUAGCAAAUUUUGGACCAGGAAUCGACCUGGAGACUUGAUGAGGGAUAAAUAUAAUCUUAACUUGCAACCAGCUGGAAUAGCUGGGUUUGAAGAAGCUGAUAUAGGGGAUGAACUAAAUGCAGUUAUCCCAGGCAUGGGUCUCGAAGACAAAGUAGACCUAACAUCCUUAAUCUGCGACGAAAACACAGCCAUUCCUGGCCUGGACUUAGAUUCUGGUUUACUAACAAACGAGGACAAAUCUAAGCCGAAGAAAGUGCCUUUUAGUAAGCCUAUUCCGAGAAAUUUCCAAGCGCAAUGGAACGAUACUGCCGGCCCAGAAAAAGUUCCUGGAGUGGUACCUUUGGAAAAAAUCGCCCCAAAUGCCAUCAUAAUUUAUGGCAAACUAAUUCCUGUUGAGAGUGGUUCUAAGUUGGAAAAAGCUAUUUCGGAAGGUCCCGAAUCUUUACAAAAAUACAUAGACUCUGGAGCUAUAGAGGAACUUCACGAUGUCAUGCCUAUAAGAGAUCCAGACGAAGAAGAGUAUUUGAAAGACACUAACCAUGACGAAAUUGAAAAAAUGCUAAACGUCAGCGCUAGUGCCAUCAGCCAAGAAGAUUUGGACGAUAGCAGCACCAAUCAGUUUAUGGAUGAAGAGAUGACGUCUAUGGAUCACGAUAUGAGAGUUUUCAAUCCAAAAGGAGACAGCGAUUUGAGAAUGUUUGGGGAUCAAGAUAUCGAUUUCAGACAAAAUCAUGGUGCUAGUGAUGAUUUUGAUAUGAGAAAUCGAUCACCACUAGGCCAAUUCAAUGCACCACAUAAUCGUCCAAUGGAUAAUAAUUCAAUGAGAUCUGGGCCAAUGGGAAAUAGAAAUUUCCCAAAUAACGGUCCAUUGAAUUUUGUAGCUCCCUCACGGUCUCAGAGGAACUAUGACGAAUAUGGCGAUGAAGAUUAUCGUGAUAAUUCUGGUCCGCCAGAAUAUGAUGAUUAUGGUGAAAAUAAUUACAAUAAUGAUGAUUACUAUGAAGAGGAACGUCAAAAUUCUAACUGGCAAAGAAACGGGAAUAAUUUCCGUGGUGGCGGUAGGGGUAGUUUUAAUAAUCAGAGAGACGAUUGGAAUGAUGAUUUUCGUAUGAGAAAUAGAGGAAGGGGUGGGUCUCCUAGAAGUAGUCGGAGUGGUAAAAGAAACAGAGGAGGUGGUAGACCACGAGGUAAUCGCAGUGGCCGAGGCGGAUCGUGAUUAUUGUGUGAUAAAUAACAAUAAUUGUUGUGUCUAAAAUAUUGAUAGCUUUUUUUUUUGGGUAAUUGAUUGUUCAAACCACAGUCUCGAAAAUAAAUCACUAAAUAUUGUGGUUUCAUGGAACCCCAUUUUAUGAAGUUUUAAACUGUAAUUGUAAUUUUUUUUCUAAUUAAUAAAAAUUG
This is a messenger RNA of Ceutorhynchus assimilis (cabbage seed weevil), 4677 nucleotides long. The record is from the annotation of a GenBank genome assembly. NCBI's taxonomy places the organism in Eukaryota, Metazoa, Arthropoda, Insecta, Coleoptera, Curculionidae.